UAGGGAUGAGGGGUGGGUGACCGGCAGACGGGAGUCUUCUUUAAACGCCUUUUAUUAGGUCGGCCAAUAUGGUGUGUGCCACUAACUCCCCUUACGGGAUUUAAUGUAAUUAUAGGAUUACAGUUGUCGGACAGCACUGCAGCCGGGGAAUACUUACUACCAAUGGAGGUGUUUUAAGUGUAUAUACACUGAUUCACUGCGAGGUCAUCUUUAAAUAACGGAACCAUAUAAACAUUAUUAAUCCUGACUUUUUGACAUCGAUUAAUCAACUACAUCGGAAGCUACAUACAGAACAACCUUCGAGGUAGUAUCUCGAGCGCAUUUACGCACGACGGGAGGUACACAGUCGCUCUUUAUUCAGAAGAUGAAAUCUCUCAAACCGACACAGAGGGGGAUAUAAAGCAUUACUGCGGAAUACCAAGGAUUUGAACUGUUGCCAGAGCAUCAAACGAGAGGACGAUUAGGAAUCUUGCCAAAAGCAAAAGCUCUUCUCUGUUAUGUCUGUCUCCUCUUUACCGGAAUGGAAACAGCUCCUGCUGGAGCGAAAGAGGAGGGAGGAGGAGGAGCGAGAGAAGAGAGAAAAAGAGGAGGAGGCCAAACUUGCCAGCAUGCCUGUUUGGAAGCGAGGGAUCAUCCAGAGGAGAAGAAUGAAACAGGAGAGUUUCGGGGACAAGGAAAGAGAGGGCCCCCUCCAAAUCAAGGAGGGCAGGUCCCCUUCUGAUGCUGUGAGUGACCCAGACAGCGCUACACUGGUGCAGCUGGGAAGUGAAUCACCACUCAGCCCAGACGUCACAGGGCCUUGGCUGGAUGAAGAGUCUAAACCGCAGAGUCAGGUGUUAAGGGAGACCAUCACCCCUGUCCAACAAAAUCCAUUCAUUCGCACGCAUGGCGGGUUGAGAAGGGGAAGAGAAGAAGAGAUGGCUGGGAGAUGGGCCAUGAGAAAGGGAAUGAGCAGGAAAUAGAAGUAGGGAGAGAGAGGGAAAAGGAGAAGGAAAGAGGCCAUGUCAAAGGCCAUGAUGGGGAGUCUGGGAGGGGAAGAGAUAUAGAAUUAAAACUACAGCGAUACAGGGAACGGAGUAGGGGCAGAGAAAGGGACAGAAGUGCCGGAAGAGAAACGAGCCGGGACACCGUGAGAGACAGGGAAAGGGAAUGCCCGAGAGGGAGAAAGGAGGAGGAGAGGGAGGAGGGAGACUCAGAUCCUCAAAACCCCAAGUACCCCCAUCCACUAGUCCCAGGCCUUCGUACCAUCAGAGCAGACAACAUCAUCAUUAUUGAACAGGACAGAAAGGGCAGUGAUGAAAGGAGGGGUAGAAGGAAAGAGUGGGAGAGGGAGGUGAUGGAAGAGGAGCAGGAAAAGAGAGACAUAAAGAUGGACCUCAAGGAGUUUCUUUCUGGUGGAGGGAGUGUCACGGAGAUCCGAACAUCAGAGGUAUUGGUCAUUAAACCCUUAGCUGGCACUGAGGACUGCAGGAGUGUAAGUCUAAAAGGGGCAGGCAGGGAAGGAGAUGGCAAAGAGAAGGGAGAGAGAGAGGCAAAGUGCAAUAAAGAUGGAAGAAAGGACUGUGAGAGGGGGCUGGAGAGAGAGGUGGCGUGGUUGAUGAUGAAAGAUAAAGAGAGGGAGAACUUGAGGGAGAAAGACCGACCACGAACACACACAGCUUCAGAACAAGAGGAUAGGAGAUGGGGUGACACAGCUGACAGUAUCCACAAUGAGAGAAGAGUUAGGGUGAGUGAGCUGCUGAGUAAAUUUGGGGAACAUACAAAGAAAUUCAGGGAACAUCCAAAGCCCCCGUCCCGGUCUAAAAGCUCAGAUUGUUUCAGCCGGCCUGGCAGGGACAGAGACAAUUUUGGUCUGGACGAGGACGAUGAUGGAGACAGGAGAGGGGAGGCGAAACGUGCAGGAUUCAGGGGUGUGCCCAAGCGGUCAUUCAGCUUCUCUGACCAGGUGAUAUGCACAAAGGAGAAUGGCAUGCAGGAUGAGGGGAACCAUGAUAGGAAGGUGGUGGAGAGGACAUGUUCAGACAGGAAGGUGGUGCCUCGGGGAGAUGUAGUGGAGGGGGAAUGGUCAGAGAGGGGAGGCAAACAGGGGGGCUGGACCCGGUUUUCAGAUAAAGAGCGGGAAGUGACCCCUGAGUCUCCCAAGUCUCCAAUGCACGUUGCCACAGUUGGAAUCCCUCCAACGCCACUUGAGCGACACAUACCCAGGACAGUGUUCUACGGUGUGGGGGAGGUAUUAGAGAACAAAAGGCCAAGCCUCCAAAGCGACGACGACCAGAGCUGCGAAGGAGAGGGAGGGAAAGGUGUGGAGAGGCGGGAUAGUUGGAGGAUCGGCAAGCCUUUGUCUCGUAUCGAAUCCCUGCGAGAGAAAAUCCGGCAGAGGGAGAAGGAGAGGCUGAGGAACACGGAGGGAGCGACUCUUUCUCCCCCUCUCUUGCUGAGAUGA
This is a messenger RNA of Oncorhynchus gorbuscha (pink salmon), 2443 nucleotides long. RefSeq names its product zinc finger CCCH domain-containing protein 13-like. NCBI's taxonomy places the organism in Eukaryota, Metazoa, Chordata, Actinopteri, Salmoniformes, Salmonidae. Bases 929 to 2443 code for a protein of 504 amino acids. The transcript is spliced from 4 exons. The record is from RefSeq and is a predicted model, not a curated record.